CAAAAUUAUUGUCCAUUUUAGACUUUCACUUUUAGUUCAAAAUCCAAAAUUAUUGUCCAGUUUAGAUUUUCACUGGGACAAUAAUCUUGAGACGAGUAUAUAGUAACAUAACCAUGAACAUGAUGCAUCAGAAGUGAAUCCAUUUCUUCUUCCAACCAUGGAAACCUUCUUCCUUUACCUUCCACUUUACCUAGCUUUAUACAUGGUUACCAGGCAUUUCAUUGGCAAAAUCCGAAAUCUUCCUCCCAGCCCCAUCCUGAAUUUGCCCAUUCUUGGCCAUCUUUACCUUCUAAGGAAGCCGAUUUUCCGAAUCCUGGCGAAGAUUUCCGGCCGUUAUGGCCCUGUACUCCUGCUCCAUUUCGGAUCCCGCCAAGUCCUAGUGGUAUCCUCCCCGGAGGCAGCCGAGGAAUGUCUCAACAAACACGACAUCAUUUUCGCAAACCGCCCGGCUCUGCUUUCCGGGAAACAUUUGGGCUACAAUUACACAUCCCUAGUGUGGGCACCUUACGGUGAUCACUGGAGGAAUCUAAGGAAGAUUUCUUCCCUGGAAAUCUUUUCCGCGCACAGGCUUCAAAUGCUUCAGGGGAUUCGGGUUGACGAAGUGAAGCUGAUGUUGAGAAGGCUUUAUUUUGCUUCCCAAGCAAAACAGAGUGUGAACAUGAAAACCGUGUUUUUCGAGCUGCUGUCAAACAUUAUAAUGAGGAUGGCUGCCGGGAAAAGGUAUUACGGAGGGGAUCUUGAUGAAAUCGAGGAGGCCGAGCAGGCGAAUCGAUUUAAAAUGAUUGUGGAGGAAACCAUGAGAGUUGCCGGGCCUUCGAAUAUUGAGGACUAUUUGCCACUAUACAGGUGGUUAACAUUGGAUAAAAUGGAUAAGAAGUUGCGGGUUCUUCAACAAAAAAGGGAUGGAUUCAUGCAGGAGCUGAUUAAUGAGUUUAAGAUGAAAAGACAAGAAGAAAUGAUAAGGGAUCAUUCGGACAAAAAAAAAGGAGAAAAUCAUAAGACUUUGAUUGAAGUUCUGUUGGAGUUGCAAGAGAAAGAGCCUAACUAUUACAAGGAUGAAAUCAUCAGAGGCUAUAUGCUAGUUUUGUUAGCCUCAGGAACGGAUACAUCACGAGUAACAAUGGAGUGGGCAUUAUCUCUAAUGCUAAACCAUCCCACAACUUUAAAGAAAGCACAAGAAGAAAUUGACAAUGUUAUUGGAAAUGAUCGUUUGUUGGACGAAUCGGAUGUGGUUAAUCUACCUUAUCUACGAUGCAUUGUGAAUGAAACACUAAGAAUGUACCCAGCAGGUCCUCUGUUACCUCAUCAAUCUUCAGAAGAAUGUGUUGUGGGAGGUUACAGAGUUCCCAAAGGUACAAUGCUGUUAGUAAACUUGUGGGCUAUCCAAAAUGAUCCCAAAAUUUGGGAAAAUCCAAGAAAAUUUGAGCCGGAAAGGUUUGAAGGUGUUCAAGUUACAAAAGAUGGUUACAAAUGGAUGCCUUUCGGGGCAGGAAGAAGAGGUUGUGCCGGAGAAUCCUUAGCGACGCGUACGGUUGGAUUCGCGUUAGGCUCAAUCAUACAGUGCUUUCACUGGGAAAGAAUUGGGAAAGAGAUGAUCGAUAUGGCAGAGGGUAGCGGGUUGAGCCUGUCGAAAGUUCAGCCAUUGAUUGCGAAUUGCCAACCGCGUCCUGAAAUGGUUCAUCUACUUUCUCAACUAUGAAUGUUGUAUGUUUGUUCCCCAUGAAUUAAUAAGAACGCACCUCACAGUAAAUUUUUUGUUUGUGGUUUGGUUCUGAUUUUAUUCUUCAAGAUGCAAAAUGUGCUACCAAAGUCCAAUACUGUCAAAAGAUUUCCCCGCAACCUCCAUUCUCUCAUUCUACUAGUAGUACUAUCUCCUGCAUAUUCCAUGAAAUUACAGUUUUCUUGCUCUCAUUGAGAAAAAGAUACAGAACACGGACCAAAAUCCAUCUUUUCAUUUCAACAAGAUCAAGUUACUGCCUUUGCUUCAUCAUGUCAAAGUCUUCAGAUGUAUACAUAGAAGCAC
Messenger RNA from Oldenlandia corymbosa var. corymbosa, 2023 nucleotides. Lineage: Eukaryota; Viridiplantae; Streptophyta; Magnoliopsida; Gentianales; Rubiaceae. The record is from the annotation of a GenBank genome assembly.